Kazachstania africana CBS 2517 is the source of this 2448-nucleotide messenger RNA. It is a transcript of the gene FAR1, whose product is annotated as cyclin-dependent protein serine/threonine kinase inhibiting protein FAR1. The record is from RefSeq and is a predicted model, not a curated record. The transcript has a single exon. NCBI's taxonomy places the organism in Eukaryota, Fungi, Ascomycota, Saccharomycetes, Saccharomycetales, Saccharomycetaceae. The coding region runs from base 1 to 2448 and encodes 815 amino acids.
AUGUUAUUGAAAACUCCGACAAGAUUCAAAUUUGAAAAGAAAGUGCAUACACCUCCAAGCUCAGAAAGAGAUGGGAGUAGGACUUCAAAAUCCAAGUUUCUCAAGGGGAUAUCUGGUAAAGUCUUUAGAAGGACGCCCGAUAUGAAACAACAGCAAGCAUCGACUUUUGAGGAGUUCAGCCCUUUUACUCCAAGUGCUGGGUUAAAUAAUUCAAAGAGGCAUAUACCAAAACCAUUGAAUCUCUCAAAACCUCUAUCACCACCUCCAACGAUAUCGAAGCAUGACUCUUUUUCUAGGAGUAGCUCGACACUCGUCUCUUCUGGAAGAGCCGAGUUUGGUGACCUGGAUUCUCCAGUUCACCUACAGCAACUCCCAAACAGAAGUGCCAAUCGCUUCAGUAGCAAGAAUUUAACUCGCGCUCUUAUAAGAGAGUCUUCAGCAUCUAGUCGAACUUCAUCUGAUGUCCGGACGCUCCCCAAUAGCGAUAUUAUAGUUUGGACCGAUGCAGAAGAUAACGACCCAUAUUUAGAAGAGAGCUCGCCAACUUUUUUGGCUACGGUUAAUAGAAAUAUGAAGAAGUAUAACUCUAAUCAUGGCCCAAAAAAGUUUGUGGGCGAAAGAUGUGCUGUAUGCCAAGAAGGUUUGAAUAACAAUUUUGCUGGUGAAAAAAUAGUUGAAUUGUCAUGCUCACAUCCAAAUCAUUAUAGUUGUUACCUUACAAUGCUUGGUUCAAUACAAGGUAACAAUAGCUUACCAAAAUGCUAUUUGUGUGGGCAGAUUACAGGCCCCACUGAUACAGAAACUUUACAAGAAAUGAAAUCAAAGCUGCUAGGCAGCAAUGGUAUAACUACUUCAACAAAUCAACAGUGGAUAGAUCUAAGUCCGAGAAAGACAUAUUUUCCUCAAUUCACACCGCUUGAUCGAGUUAUUCAUACAGCAGAUAUUUCGCAAGAUGGGUUUAAGAUGCCUCCUUUGACAGGGAGAGACGAUAGUCGUUCAUUUGUGGAAAGCAUACAUAAAGAGAACAUCUUUUCCAAUACUGAGUUAAAAAAUCCUUUCCAAAUCGAGAAAGAGGAAAUUGACUGUAAAAAUGAAGAGUCUUAUGAAGUCGGUGGGCCAGAAAUUAUAAGACUUGGAGACAAUUCAUUUGAUUGCAAAAUAACAAUCCCAAAUUUGGACACCAAGCCGAUAGUGAAGGAGAGAAUAUUAAACAAAAGCGAACUUAGAGAGGAGUCCCUGAUAAGAACGGAAAUCGUCGGUUAUUUUGAAGAAAUCUUGAAGAUAAAUGAAGAUAUUGGGAAACUGCUGCUAUUUGAAAAAUGUAAGUAUUCUGUAGAAGGGGAAGAAUGGAGUUUUAACAUUAUUUUUUGCUUCUAUGAAAGACUUUUGAUUUUGUUCGAUUUUUCAAAUGAAAAGAUUGUAGGUAGAGUGCCUGUAGAUAGAGUGUACGAUGUGACAAAAAUCAGUGACCUCAAAAUUCUCAUUGGAAUGAAAAGUACGAUUCUUCCAGAGAUGUAUAUUGAAUUUUGUGGCCCUACUGAAGAGAAAACUGCCUUAAAAUGGAAGUAUUACAUUGAAAACCUUGAGAAGGUGCCACUACUAAAUCAUAUUACUUCUUCAACCACAGAUUUUCUUCCUGAAUCAUUAGCUGUUCGGUUUAAAUCAUUUGCUAAGAAUGCGGAUUCCUUCAGUCCCAGACCAUGGGUCCUCUCAAAUUUCGAUGCUCCAUUGCAACUUAUUGUAUGUAUGAACUUAUCAUCAUUUGCCGAUGAAAAUGAAGAUUAUAUUUCACUCAGGAAAAAAACGUUGAGUGUUAUCCUAGAAAAAUUGGGCGAUGACGAUUUACUGGGACUAGUUCUUGUUGGUAAGGAUGGUAGUGGUAAUGUUGGAGAGUAUGGUACUUUUGUGGGUACAAUCGAUAAAAAGUGGCAAGGCUGGGAAGAUGUACUUGAAACCAUGGAUGCCGUAAAAAAAGGUGUCUUCCAAGAUCAAGAAAAAGAGAUGCAGGUAUUCCUUCAGACCUGUUACAGGCUAACAAGUACAUUGCAAACAAUGGAGGAGAUACCAACAUAUUCGAAGCAUAUCAUAAUAUUGAGAGAGAAAAGCAUGCAUGACGAAGAGGAUAUUUUAAUAAGAAAGUAUAGGACGAGGGUUAUUGAAGAUCAAAAAUUCAGCAUUGAUGAGGUAGAACUAGAUAGAGCGUUACUUGAGUCAAACAGCCUGAAGAAUAUUAUUGAUAACUAUCAUAAAGAAAAUGUUAAUAGUCUCAUUAUAAAAAAAGAUGGUAAGAGUAUGAGGAUUGGAAAUAUGUCAAUUGGUGAUGAAAAGGUUGUCAAUUUAAAGAAAAUACUAGAUGAUGGAGCGUAUGGAAGUAUUAUUGACAUUGAAUUAGAGUGGUUUGAUUUAGCCAAAGGAAAGGUGGAGAAAAGAAAAUGUCCAUUGCUAUAA